UGGGAUCUCUUUCUUACCUCUCUCUUAGAAAUCCACUGCCAGAGCCCAGCUAUGGUUUUGUCACUGUUCAUUGACACAAGUAAUUAAAUGUAAACAAGUAAUUAAAUGUAAAACCCCUACAAAUGUAAAAGCCCUAAAUGUAAAAUGUUUAGCCCUACAAAUAGGGCUAAAGUCCCCUUUGACGGUCACCCCCAGUCCUGGUUCCCUCUUGCCCCACCCGGCGAGAGCCAGUUUCGUCAUGCAUGUCUUUGCAGACUUCUUAUGCUUCACAGUCAUGUGUGCGUGAUCACGGACAACACAGUACUGUACUGCGUGUGUGUGUGUGCGUGUUGUUUGCUUUUGGUUUUGUUUUACUAAAAGGCAUCAUGCUGUAAGGCUCAUGCUAUAAGCUACUUUUAUUUACUCAGCGUCUGUCCUGAAAGCUUCGAGAUUUCUCAUUCUUUUAACUGUGCAAUAGACUCCUGGCUCUGGCCUGUGCACCCUGCUUAUUCAGGCAUCCUCUGCUGCAUGGACAUUUACAUUGUUUCCCGUUUCUCGCUGUCAUGAGGAGGCUCACGAAGGAGGAGAAUUUCUGGGGGGUGGGUUAGGUCUGUGUUGUGCAUUUAACUGACCCUGGCUGGUUACUCUCCAGAAUGCUGAUGCCAGCUCCCUCCCUCCAGUGGGCCCUGAGUUCAUGUUUCUGUAGAUCACCCCCCUGCCCUUGAUGUUACCAACUUUAAAACUUUGCAACCUGAGGGCUGAAAGUUAGUUUUUCAUUGUUCAGUUGUUUUUCUGAUUUUUGGGAGACUGGACAUUUUCCUGUGUUUGCUGACCGUCUGCAUCUCCUCUCCUGCUCUGUGCACCAUCACCCUGCUCCAGCUGCUUCCUGCAGCCUCCCUCCUUCCUCUCCACCUCUCCAUGUCCUCCUCGUCCUUCAGUUUCUUCCUAAGGGCCCAUGGGCUUUCUUUGGCUUUUACGUUCCUCUCACUCCGCCUUUGGCUGUUGCUGGGCCUCCCAUCCCCUGGGAGGUUUCAGAGGAUGGGGAAGACACAGGAGGGCAGUCGCCAUGCAGUGCAAUACGGGCUGUAAUGUUCCUCCUCCACGGCCUUUAUUGAGGACUUACUGUGUGCCAAGAACCUGCUCUAAGAAUGUAACUGUGCUCCCUCCCUCAUUUCAUGCUCAUAACCGCCUGUGAGACGGGCAAUGUUCUCAUCUUUUUUUUUUUUUUUUUUUUGAGAUGGCAUCUCUGUUGCCCAGGCUGGAGUGCAAUGGCACGAUCUCGGCUCACUACAACCUCUGACUCCCAGGUUCAUUCUCCUGCCACAGCCUCCCAAAUAGAUGGGACUACAGGCACGCGCCACCACGCCCGGCUAAUUUUUUGUAUUUUUUUUUAGUAGAGAUGGGAUUUCACCGUGUUGCCCAGGAUGGUCUCGAACUCCUGAGCUCAGACAAUCCACUUGCCUCGGCCUCCCAAAGUGCUAGGAUUACAGGCGUGAGCCACCAUGCCCGACCUCAUCCUUGUUUUACACAGAGAACAUGGAGGCACAGAAGAGUUCCAUAAAUUGCCACCAAGGCCUUCUGCUAGUAUGCAGCAGAGUCAAGAUUCAAACGCAGGCUGUCCGGCCCUGGGGUUCAGCCUCUCCAGUGCUCUGCUAGGUGUUGGAGAGGGUCAAGGAGAUACAGAGAAUGAGCACCACCUGACAGGCUGGGACAGUCAGGGAUGGCUUCCUGGAGGAGGUGACACCUCAAUGGAGCCUUGAAGGAAGAGCAGGAGGAGCCAACCAGGCAAUGAAUAGAAUAAGUAUACCCAGGAAGAGGGAAAGGCCUGAGUGAUGCUGGGAGGCUGGAGAGCUGGCCUGGCUUGGGGUGUGUGCCGGGGGGCAGGAGAUGAGGACCAAGGGAUGGCCAAGGCCAGAUCUAGAAGAGCCUGGGCCAUCCCAUAGUCAAUACCUCAUCGCAAGGCCCGGCAGGCCUUCAACUGCUCUGUGUGUACCCCAUGGGACGCCAGGAGCCUGGGCCGCAGCCACCCACCUGGGCUCCUGAGACCCAAUGCACAGGCAUGGGGGCGGGAGUGGGUGUGGCUGAUUUACAUCCAACAGGUUGAGGGGAAAACCCAGGAAGUGCAGCCCAAGCACUAAUCAAAUCUAAGACUAGUAAUAAGCAUCCUGAGUAAUGAGUGGCCUGGGCCGGAGCAGGCGAGGUGGCCGGAGCCGUGUGGACCAGGAGGAGCGGUUUCCACAGGGCCUGUGGACAGGGGUGGCUAUGAGAUCCUGCCCCGAAGAGCAGUACUGGGAUCCUCUGCUGGGUACCUGCAUGUCCUGCAAAACCAUUUGCAACCAUCAGAGCCAGCGCACCUGUGCAGCCUUCUGCAGGUCACUCAGCUGCCGCAAGGAGCAAGGCAAGUUCUAUGACCAUCUCCUGAGGGACUGCAUCAGCUGUGCCUCCAUCUGUGGACAGCACCCUAAGCAAUGUGCAUACUUCUGUGAGAACAAGCUCAGGAGCCCAGUGAACCUUCCACCAGAGCUCAGGAGACAGCGGAGUGGAGAAGUUGAAAACAAUUCAGACAACUCGGGAAGGUACCAAGGAUUGGAGCACAGAGGCUCAGAACCAAGUCCAGCUCUCCCGGGGCUGAAGCUGAGUGCAGAUCAGGUGGCCCUGGUCUACAGCACGCUGGGGCUCUGCCUGUGUGCCGUCCUCUGCUGCUUCCUGGUGGCGGUGGCCUGCUUCCUCAAGAAGAGGGGGGAUCCCUGCUCCUGCCAGCCCCGCUCAAGGCCCCGUCAAAGUCCGGCCAAGUCUUCCCAGGAUCACGCGAUGGAAGCCGGCAGCCCUGUGAGCACAUCCCCCGAGCCAGUGGAGACCUGCAGCUUCUGCUUCCCUGAGUGCAGGGCGCCCACGCAGGAGAGCGCAGUCACGCCUGGGACCCCCGACCCCACUUGUGCUGGAAGGUGGGGGUGCCACACCAGGACCACAGUCCUGCAGCCUUGCCCACACAUCCCAGACAGUGGCCUUGGCAUUGUGUGUGUGCCUGCCCAGGAGGGGGGCCCAGGUGCAUAAAUGGGGGUCAGGGAGGGAAAGGAGGAGGGAGAGAGAUGGAGAGGAGGGGAGAGAGAAAGAGAGGUGGGGAGAGGGGAGAGAGAUGGGGAGAGAGAUAUGAGGAGAGAGAGACAGAGGAGGCAGAGAGGGAGAGAAACAGAGGAGACAGAGAGGGAGAGAGAGACAGAGGGAGAGAGAGACAGAGAGGAAGAGAGGCAGAGAGGGAAAGAGGCAGAGAAGGAAAGAGACAGAGAGGCAGAGAAGGAGAGAGGCAGAGAGGGAGAGAGGCAGAGAGGGAGAGCGGCAGAGAGACAGAGAGGGAGAGAGGGACAGAGAGAGAUAGAGCAGGAGGUCGGGGCACUCUGAGUCCCAGUUCCCAGUGCAGCUGUAGGUCGUCAUCACCUAACCACACGUGCAAUAAAAGUCCUCGUGCCUGCUGCUCACAGCCCCCGAGAGCCCCUCUUCCUGGAGAAUAAAACCUUUGGCAGCUGCCCUUCCUCACUG
This is a messenger RNA of Pan troglodytes (chimpanzee), 3516 nucleotides long. RefSeq names its product TNF receptor superfamily member 13B (gene TNFRSF13B). Bases 2152 to 3033 code for a protein of 293 amino acids. Gene Ontology annotation, biological process: negative regulation of B cell proliferation; B cell homeostasis; hematopoietic progenitor cell differentiation. The transcript is spliced from 5 exons. Lineage: Eukaryota; Metazoa; Chordata; Mammalia; Primates; Hominidae. The record is from RefSeq and is a predicted model, not a curated record. Gene Ontology annotation, cellular component: plasma membrane.